Messenger RNA from Salvia miltiorrhiza (redroot sage), 2782 nucleotides. RefSeq names its product serine/threonine protein phosphatase 2A 57 kDa regulatory subunit B' theta isoform-like. Gene Ontology annotation, biological process: signal transduction. The record is from RefSeq and is a predicted model, not a curated record. Gene Ontology annotation, molecular function: protein phosphatase regulator activity. NCBI's taxonomy places the organism in Eukaryota, Viridiplantae, Streptophyta, Magnoliopsida, Lamiales, Lamiaceae. Gene Ontology annotation, cellular component: protein phosphatase type 2A complex. The transcript has 3 exons. Bases 798 to 2363 code for a protein of 521 amino acids.
GAGGAAAUGAAAAAAGAGAAGACUUUAUAAGAAAUCAGAAAAUCAAUAAUUUGAGCAAAACCAUAAACAGCACACGAGUACAGCUCCACAGCCCAUCAUCAACAACAGCAAACCCAAAAAAUUGUGUUCUCUACUUCCCUUUUUUUGCCUCUUAACCCCCCAUCCCAAUUCACACACCUUUCGCUUUCUCUCUCUAGUUUAUCUCACUCCCGGGGCCGAUUUCUAGAGUUUUGCUCUCAAUCUCCACGGCCCUUUUCUGCUUUAAUUAUUUUCUGCAUCAGAAUUCAAACAAGCUGUUUACUUUAAUUUUUCAUCAAUGGCCCAUGACUCGUGCGCUCUCUGCUUCAGUACUCGUACAUGUAGAGUUCUCUAGUUUAUAUAUUUGUGCACAGUUCUAUAGCGAUAGAGCUCCGCGUGUUGCCUCUUUUGAUGCUUUUUGGUGAGCGGUUGUUGAUGAAUGAUGUUAACCAGUUCUUUUAGAUCGCAGCCCAGAUCUUGAACGUGCUGAUCUGUGCUCAAUAGUAGGGAAUUUUGUGAAAUAAGGAGAAAGGGGGAAGAUGAGAUGGUAAUUCCUUCACUGGAAAAGUGUUUGCACAUUGGCAGUGCGGAUUUAAAGUCGGUUCAUAGGUCCUCCAUGAAUCAUAUGUAGCUAGUAGAAUCAGUCUGAUGAUUGUUUUGCUACUAUUUCUUUACUCCCAUUACCAUUUAUGAUGUGCCUCCAGUUGUGAAGCAUUUGAUUGUUUGUUCACGGGAGUUUAGUUCACUUGAAGAAUAUUGUGACCGUUUUGCACUUAGUGAUGAUAAAGAAUAUUCUCAAUAAGCUUCCACGGAAACAUAGCAAGUUAGCGGACAAUCGUGAUGGAGGAUCCUCUACUUACACUUCAAAUGCUUCAGCUACUUCAAGAAAUGCUUAUGCUGCAGGUUCCCGGUCAGGCAAUACUAAUCAUGCAGCUGUUCCUGGGAUUAAUACAACUUCAAAUUCCAUGCCAAAUUAUGGAAAUAACCCACUAAGUACUAAGGUUAAUGGGAAUGCAGGAUAUGUUCCGUAUGAGGCUUUGCCUAGCUUCAAAGAUGUCCCAAAUUCUGAGAAACAAAGCUUGUUUAUCAGAAAGUUGAAUAUGUGUUGUGUUAUAUUUGACUUCACUGACCCUACGAAGAAUUUGAAGGAAAAGGACAUCAAGCGCCAGACAUUAGUGGAGCUUGUUGACUAUGUCGCUUCAGCAAAUCAGAAAUUCACAGAAACUGCCAUGCAAGAGAUUGUGAAAAUGGUAUCUGUAAAUUUAUUCCGUACGCUCUCCACGCAGCCUCGUGAAAACAAGAUCUUGGAAGCCUUUGAUUUAGAAGAAGAGGAGCCCUUGAUGGAUCCUGCUUGGCCUCAUUUGCAAGUUGUGUAUGAAUUUCUUCUGAGGUUUGUGGCUUCACCAGAGACAGAUGCAAAGCUAGCGAAGCGUUACAUUGAUCACUCUUUUGUUCUGAGGUUAUUAGAUCUCUUCGACUCAGAAGAUCCUAGAGAAAGGGACUAUUUAAAGACUGUGCUGCAUCGGAUAUAUGGAAAGUUCAUGGUUCAUCGCCCCUUCGUCAGAAAAGCUAUCAAUAAUAUAUUCUACCACUUCAUAUUUGAAACAGAGAAGCAUAAUGGGAUUGCUGAGCUGUUGGAAAUUCUGGGUAGCAUUAUAAAUGGUUUUGCACUGCCUUUGAAAGAAGAGCACAAGCUUUUCCUUGUUCGGGCACUCAUUCCUCUUCACAAGCCAAAGUGCAUCCCCAUGUACCAUCAGCAGCUAUCUUACUGCAUAACACAGUUUGUGGAGAAGGACUGCAAACUUGCUGAUACUGUCAUAAGAGGCUUACUGAAGUAUUGGCCAAUCACAAACAGUUCAAAGGAGGUGAUGUUCUUGGGUGAGCUAGAGGAAGUGUUGGAAGCGACUCAGCCUCCAGAGUUUCAGCGUUGUAUGGUUCCUCUCUUCCGCCAGAUUGCUCGUUGCCUGAGCAGUUCACAUUUUCAGGUUGCAGAAAGGGCUCUCUUCUUAUGGAACAAUGAUCAUAUCGAAAACCUGAUCAAGCAAAAUCGUAAAGUUAUCCUGCCGAUUAUCUUCCCUGCAUUGGAGAGGAAUGCAAGAAGUCACUGGAACCAGGCAGUACAGAGCUUGACACUGAAUGUCCGGAAAAUCUUCUCGGAUGCAGAUCCCGAACUCUUUGAGGAGUGUCUGCUCAAGUUCCAAGAAGACGAGGCACAAGAAGAAGAAAAUAAGAGGAAGCGGGAAGCAACAUGGAAGCGUCUGGAGGAAAUAGCCGCAAUGAGAGCUGCCAGUAAUGAACCAGUGCUCGUUUCUCCCAGGACUAGCACAAAGAUGUCAUCUGGCUAAAGAUAAAUGAGGCUUAAGUUUUUUCUGAGCUUGACUUGCUAUUUUGUGUUGCUGACCACUGAUGGGGUCGAUGGUUUCGGAGAUGGAGCUGCAACAAUGAAACUGCAUCUUUGCUUCGCGUUUUUUAUCCCAUCGGGUUGUGCAAGGACUAUGCGAGGUACGUUUGAGACCUUGUUUUGAUUGUAAGAAAUAGUGAAUGUACAUAUAGAAUUGUGGUUGGCCAAGUGCAGAUGGUUUUAGAAUCUUCAUGGAGGAAAUUUGCUGGGAAAAUGGCCUUUCUUUCUUCAUCUUUAGCUCUUAGAAAUGUUGUUAAAGUUAACGGUCAUAUUUUGAUGUCUGUCUAGGGAUUUUUGAACUGGUUUUCAGUUUAUGUACUCUCAUCUGCAAUUAUAUAUAUAUGCAUCAUCAUAUUAAUCGUA